Acaromyces ingoldii is the source of this 1354-nucleotide messenger RNA. RefSeq lists its product as hypothetical. The record is from RefSeq and is a predicted model, not a curated record. NCBI's taxonomy places the organism in Eukaryota, Fungi, Basidiomycota, Exobasidiomycetes, Exobasidiales, Cryptobasidiaceae. The transcript has 3 exons. Gene Ontology annotation, molecular function: GTP binding; ATP binding; ATP hydrolysis activity. Gene Ontology annotation, cellular component: cytoplasm. The coding region runs from base 164 to 1354 and encodes 396 amino acids.
CCUCGUCGCCGGCUUCUUCCUCACGACAGGACUCAGAUCAAGCCCGACCUGCACCCUCGCAGCGAAUACAGCGCUUACCACCCUCAGAGCGAACACCGCGCCUGCCUUACCCACCGCCUCCUUCUUCUGCAGCUCCGCGACCACCCGCAAGAAAUCUGCCAGGAUGCCUCCCAAGAAGGCCGCAGCUCCUGCCGAGAAGGCACGCCUCGGCAAGGUGUCCAACAACCUCAAGAUGGGCAUCGUGGGAAUGCCCAACGUCGGAAAGUCUUCUCUUUUCAACGUCCUCGCCAAGGCCGACCUUGGUAAGGCAGCCAACUUCCCAUACGCUACAAUUGACCCGGAAGAGUCGAGGGUAGCGGUGCCCGAUGAGCGAUUUACAUGGCUCUGCGAUCUGUACAAGCCCAAGAACGAGGUGCCGGCCUUUUUGACGUGCAUUGAUAUCGCCGGUCUCACGGCGGGAGCCAGCACCGGUGCUGGACUGGGAAAUGCUUUCUUGAGCCACGUCAGAGCCGUCGAUGGUAUCUUCCAGGUUGUUCGUGCCUUCGCCGAUGAUGAGAUUAUCCACGUAGAGGGUGAUGUCGACCCGUGUCGCGACAUGAAGAUCAUCUCCAACGAGCUCCGCCUCAAGGACAUUGAGUGGACCGAGAAGAUGGUCGAGAACUCGCGGAAAAUCGUCAAGUCAGCAGGCAGCGUCAGCUUGGAAGACAAGAAGAAGAAGGAAGAAUUGGCUGCGAUGGAGAAGGUGCUCCACCUCUUGUCAGAGGAGGACAAGGAUGUGCGGAAAGGCGACUGGACGAGCAAGGAGAUCGACGUUAUCAACGGCAUGCAGCUUUUGACUGCCAAGCCCGUCAUCUACCUCGUCAACCUGAGCGAGACCGACUACGUGCGGAAGAAGAACAAGUGGCUUCCCAAGAUCAAGGAGUGGAUCGACAAGAACAACCCGGGCGACCAAUUGAUCCCCUUCAGCGUUGCGCUCGAAGAGAGGCUCAUGGCACUCGGUGGGCCAGACAAAGAGGCUGAGGAGCUCAAGAAGCUUGGGGAUAAUGUCACAGGCUCACUUGGCAAGAUCAUCAAGAGUGGCUAUGAUGCCCUUCAGCUCAUCAAGUACUACACGGUCGGCGAGCCGGAGACGAGGGCAUGGACGAUCCAAAAGGGCAUCAAGGCCCCACAGGCAGCUGGCGUCAUUCACUCCGACUUCGAAAACAAAUUCAUCUGCGGCAUGAAAUUCUCAUACGACGACUUGAAAGAGUUCGGCAACGAGAGCAGGGUGCAGGCGGCUGGCAAAGUUUCUCAGAUCGGAAAGACCUAUACCAUGGUGGACGGUGACAUUGUCACAUGGAAGUGUGGUCAAUGA